Molecule: messenger RNA, 3244 nt
Organism: Xiphophorus maculatus (southern platyfish)
Lineage: Eukaryota; Metazoa; Chordata; Actinopteri; Cyprinodontiformes; Poeciliidae
Gene: zbtb25
Product: zinc finger and BTB domain containing 25
Exons: 4
Coding region: 129-1409 (426 amino acids)
Biological process (GO): regulation of transcription by RNA polymerase II
Cellular component (GO): nucleus
Molecular function (GO): DNA-binding transcription factor activity, RNA polymerase II-specific; protein binding; RNA polymerase II cis-regulatory region sequence-specific DNA binding
Source: RefSeq, a predicted model, not a curated record
CGAGUUCACGUGACCAGGGAGCCCUUUUGACCCGUUCUCUCGCGAGACGUGACGCGGCUCUUCGCGAGAUCACGUCUGCAGCAGCAAAUCGGCUCCUGAAGACAAUCUACUCGUUUCUGCGGCGGGCCAUGGAGGUGUCGUCCCACAGCCUCUUCCUGCUGCAGCAGCUCAACGUGCAGAGAGAGUUCGGCUUCCUGUGCGAUUGCACCGUUGCCAUCGGUAACGUCUACUUCAAGGCCCACCGGGCCGUUCUGGCCGCCUUCUCCAACUACUUCAAGAUGAUCUUCAUCCACCAGUCCAGUGAAUGUAUAAAGAUCCAGCCCACCGACAUCCAGCCGGACGUCUUCAGCUACCUGCUGCACAUCAUGUACACCGGGAUGUGUCCCAAGCAGCCGGUGGACCAGAGCCGGCUGCAGGACGGCAUCAAGUUCCUGCACGCCUACCAGCUGUGCCGCAAGCCGGGCGACGCCGCCGCCGAUGCCGCCGCCGACGGCGUCCGCAUGUCCAACCUGUACGGCAUCCAGAUCUCCUCCCAGCUGGCCAGCAAAGACACGCCGGGCGUCCACAAAGCCGCCGCGGCGUCCCGGGCGGCCCCCGAGCCGCGGUCCCAGCUGUCCCUUGCCGUGGGACUGGACGCCGUCCCACAGGACCACCAGCAGGCGGCGCUGCGCAACAUCUGCUCCGUGACGUCGGCGGACGACUCGGACGUCUCCAGCCGCAUCAAGCAGGAGCGGGUGGAGGAGGAGGACGGCGAGGCGGAGGAUGGAGGCCCGCAGGGCGGCAGCCCGCUGUUCAAAGGGCGCCCCCUGCUGCUGCAGUGCCCGCGCUGCGGGGAGCGCUGCUCCUCGCCGGAGGACCUGCGGGAGCACCUGUUCAGCCACGCCCUGGACCCCUCACGCCUCAUGGACGGGCUCCCGCCGCUGCCGGGCGCCGACGAGCCGUUGCCGGGCGCCACCGAGCCGCUGGACGCCGGCUGCCUGGAGGAGGCGCUGCGGCAGAGUCAGGUGCUUGCCAACCAGCUGGCGGCGGAGCUGAGGCGGAGCCGCGGCGACGGCGACGGCGGCACAAGCCCCGCCCCCACCGUGCUCCAUUCCCGCAAGCGGAAGAUCGCCUGCGCCGUCUGCAGCCUGCGCUUCUCCCACAAGAGCCAGCUGCAGGAACACAUGUACAGCCACACCGGCAAGCCGGGCCGCUUCCACCGCUACAACCGCCUCUGCAGCCAGCUCUUCCAGGGCUCCGCCCACUUCUGCGACGCCGCCGCCGCCGGCGGCGAGCCGGGCGGUGGGGGCGGGGCCUCGGCCGCGCUCUGCGAGGACGCCAACCGGGACACGCAGGACAACGGCAGCUCCUGCUACUCACUGGACUCCGAGGUGUCCCAGGAGAGCGUGGACGGCGUUCCCGUCGAGUGAUGAUGAUGUCAUCGUUGGGGACUGUGUACCUGUGCAGAACGUCCGGCUGUGAGGAAGAGGAUGCUGGGCCGCAGCUCUUCAUCAGCAGACAGCCGUGCCUUGAUGACCGACGGCCGCCUGGCAGCUCCAAGCUACGUGACAAUCUGCAGCUUUUUGACCAAUCAGCUCCUGGAUCUGGAGCGGAGUGCUGGUGGAAAGAAAGUACACCCCGCACACUGACACACUGACUUCAUCUUGUUGUUUACGCUGCAAUGCAUCCUGGGUAGAUGACAUAUGCUGCGCUAGCUGCUAUGAAGCUAGCUCCAACCAGACAGAACAGAAACACGGAAUAAUGUUCAAACUCUUCAAUUUGAACUUUAGCAUUAGCUUUAGCUAAUGGUAUUAGCUCUAGUUACUGAUGUUAACUGUGGCUAAUGUUGCUAUCUCUAGCUAAUGGUGUUAAAUCUAGCUAGCAACAUUAGCCAAAACCAUUAGCUAUAGCUAAUGGUUUUGGCUCCAGGUAAAAACAAGAGUCAAAACCUAAACUAUGACUAUUAGCUUUAGCUAAGCUCUCUUCCUUAGCUUCUUAUGUUUUGUUUAUAGGCUAACGUUCCCUGUAACCGACACAAACAACAUAAGAAAAUUAGAACAUAUUUAGUCCAACUAGUCAUGGAUACAUUUAAGCAUUUUUCUCGUUUUCUGGUGGUUUCAGCAUCUCAGAAUGGAUCCAAAUCAGCCCCAGAUUUUCACAACCUGAGGCUGUGUUGCUGCUCUUUAACCCGAGAAGGGUUCAAAGGUCAAACUGUCUGAAGUUCAAAGGUCAAACCUUCUGAGGUCCAUCAUCCUCCAGAGAGGAAAACAUGUCAGAGAUCUUCCUGUUAGUGAACGUUCUAUCAAAUUCAGCCUGAAAUCAGAGAAAUGGUCUGUUAAAGGCCUCAUUCACAAGAAAAGGUUAAAGGUCAUGACCCUGAGCCAGGUUGGAACACAGCUGGCCUUUUUCCUGACUGUAAACACAGUGGUGGAGGGGUCAUGAUGCGGGCUUGUUUUGCAUAAACUUCUCUGUAUCCUGAAGGUUUUUGAUGAAGUUUGGCCCAAACCGAGUCGUCAAUGGAAACAAGAAUGAAGGUGUUUCAGUGGCCUAGUCAAAGUCCAGAGAGCUGAUUGGAUUGGACAGAAUUCAAGGCAUAGAUUUUAUGGGGUGUACUUACUUUUCACCAGAGUUAGAUCAGUCAGAUGUUUACAGGCUCAUGACGAUGUUUUAUUUUCUGGUAUUUUUGAAAGUUUGCAGCCUGGGAUCAGUUUCUGUUUCAGAGAUCUGAUUGGAGGAGAGCAGAGUCAGAAUCGAUCAGGUGUGUUAAUUCAUAAUCAAUAAUCCCGUUCAGAUUAGCUGUAAAAUCAGAAAAACAUCCAAAAUGCUCCUUAAAGCUCUUUGCUGCUGCUGGGGUCAGAGGUCACAUGACCAGGAUGCUCCAGUCAUGGCCACUGAACGCGUGACUGUCGUCUUUCUCUCCGUGUGUCACCAUAACAACAAGAAGUUCAGUGUCGACGUGUUUUUGUACACGUUUUGUUUUUCAUCGAUGGAAAUGUUUUGUAAAUAAAUGUCCUUUUUCCACCAAUCACGUCGCAGAUCUUUAAUUCGGAGUUCUCCCUCGUCCAAUCGACGAGUCGAUUACUCAGGAACUUCUUUGGUCGAAAGUAAAUGAAUUAUUCUAAUGGAAAUGAGCUAAAAAUGUGAUUUAUUUAGAACAAAAUGACCCGAAACGACAGCGGACCUCUGCGUGCACUGGCAGGUUCAGACCAGCAGGGGGCAGCAGAGGAAUGAAAAAAGUAUUUGACAUUCAACGGGAAGCAGCUUU